AUGACCCUCUUCAACCCACAAUUCCAAAUCCUCUCCGACAUCCACCUCGAAACGCCCACUCUCCACCCGUCGUACACAUUCUUCUCGCGCAGCCCAACGCGCUUCCCGCUCCUCGCAUCCAAUCUGCUCCUACUCGGCGACAUCGGGCUCGUCCAACACCAUGCUCUCUUCAGCUUCCUACGCUACUUGCUCGAGCGCACGCCCAAUCUCCGCAUCUUCUACGUCCCCGGAAACCACGAGGCAUAUGGGAUGCCCAUGGACGCUGCGCUGAGCGCUAUGAGGACCUUUGAAGAGCACGUGCGAGCAGAAUUCGGAGAGCGGUUCUGGUUUAUGGACAGGCAGCGGGUGGAUGUCUCGCCUACGCUCACGAUUCUCGGUUGUGCAUUGUGGUCGAGGAUCGACGAGCGGCAGAGCGAGGCGUGUGCGAGCGCGCUUACGGACUUCCAUGAGACGAAUGGCAUACGAGAUCGGACGGUGCAGCAGCAUAAUGCGGAUCACGCGCGGGAUCUGGAGUGGCUGAAUGAGCAGGUUGGGGCUAUAUCGGCUUCCGAGGGCUACCGUAAGAUUAUCGUGUUGACGCAUCAUUCGCCUACUGCGGAUCCGCGCGCUAAUGAUCCAGUGCAUGCGGAUUCGAAUGUUAAUUCGGGGUUUCGGACGGAUUUGAGCAAGGAGGCUUGCUGGACGAGUCUGAAUGUGAAACUCUGGGCGUUUGGGCAUACGCACUUCAGCUGCCAAUAUGUCGACGAGGAAGACGGGAGGAAGAAGCUGGUUGUGAGUAAUCAGAAGGGGUAC
Trematosphaeria pertusa is the source of this 792-nucleotide messenger RNA. RefSeq lists its product as uncharacterized. The annotation marks the transcript as partial. The record is from RefSeq and is a predicted model, not a curated record. Gene Ontology annotation, molecular function: hydrolase activity. Lineage: Eukaryota; Fungi; Ascomycota; Dothideomycetes; Pleosporales; Trematosphaeriaceae. The transcript has a single exon.